Molecule: messenger RNA, 2241 nt
Organism: Nilaparvata lugens (brown planthopper)
Lineage: Eukaryota; Metazoa; Arthropoda; Insecta; Hemiptera; Delphacidae
Product: nardilysin-like
Exons: 3
Coding region: 1-2241 (746 amino acids)
Molecular function (GO): metal ion binding
Source: RefSeq, a predicted model, not a curated record
AUGGAUGUGUUAGAUGCAGAGGACGAAAUGAUCCCCAUAGAUGUUUUGAAAUUUUCAAACUUCAGCUACGAAACUCCACCUACUAAAUCAUCCACAGACAAAAAAGAAUACGCUGUCAUAAAACUGAACAAUGGGUUAACAGCUUUACUUAUUUCGGAUCAAAGUGAUUUGGGCGGGGCGUCCCAGGAUUAUGAUGGCGACGAAGAGGUUGAUGAUGAUGAUAAUUCAGAAGACGAAGAGACUGAAUUCAAUUAUGACGCUGAAGACGAAGAGAGUGAAAGUUUCAAUGAAUCGUACAAUGAUACAGAAAGUAUCAGUCAUAGUGAAUCUAGUAUAGGGGUAUCAGUGCUGGAGGAUGACUCCAGUUAUGAAAAUGAAAAACUGGGAAUGUCUGCGUGUGCAGUUUGUGUCGAUGUUGGCAGCUUCAACGACCCAGAAGACAUGCCAGGGUUGGCACACCUGUUAGAGCAUGUGAUUGGCGCCGGGAGUCGCAUUCACCCUGCCGAAGAAAAAUUCGGUUCAUUGGUCCACGAGUUAGGUGGCUCGUUCUUUUCAGCUACAAGAUGCGAAUGUGCAACAUAUUAUUUCGAUUGUCUCAAAGACAACAUACAAUUCUUCCUGGACAGAUUUUCCAAACACCUAAUCUCCCCCGUUCUCGACCACGAUACUAUCGAAGAAGAGAUCGAAAAUAUAAAAUACGAGUUUCAAAGCAGUGUUUGGAGCAACAACCACGUUAACAGAAAGCUUAUUAUGUGUAGCACUGCCAAUAAAACUAACCCUGCACAUAAGAUAGUAAACGGUAAUAAAAUAAUAAACCAGAAUAUAUCUCGAGAAAGUCUCCUUCGACAAUUAUGUGAAUUUUGGAAAAAGAACUACUCAGCACAUCGUAUUACACUAGCCAUCCAAUCUAAACACGCCCUAAAAACGCUUGAAAUGUGGGUGGAAAAGUAUUUUUUUGACAUACCUUGUAACAACCUACCAGCUGAAGUAUUUCCUCCUUGUGAGACUCCCUUCAAAACAGAAGAGUUUUGUAAGUUGUACACAGUUGAACCAUUUGAAGACGAACACCUGUUACAAAUAAGUUGGGUACUACCGUCAGUUGUAAAACUCUACAAAUCAAAACCAUUGCACUAUAUUCGUUGGUUAGUUGUCCAAGAAUGUUCAGGAUCCUUGUUGGCUUUUUUGAGAAUGAAAAACUGGGCAUCCAAAGUAACUUGUAACGAUCCUCGUAGCACAGUCGACUUCAACUCGAUCUACAGUAUAUUUUCCAUCAAAAUAACUCUCACCCACACUGGACUUGAUCAUUUGGAAGACGCAUGUUGCGUUAUUUUUACUUACAUUAAAUUCCUCCGUGAAUCAAUCCCGGUAUCAUGGAUUUUCAACGAAAUAAAAACUGUGGCAGAUAUACUUUUCACACACUCAACUGAAACUUGGCCGCUGUUGAAUGUGAAAAAUUUGGCUGAAAAUAUGCGUCUAUAUCCUUCCACUGACUAUUUACAAGGCGAACAUAUAUUUUCCGAAUACGGCUCUGAUCUUAUUUCACAGUUACUUGAGUUGAUGAAACCUAACAAGGCUAACAUAAUGAUCACAUCUUUGAAUAAAUCUGAAAAUGUUCCACUAGACCAUGUCGAAUCGUUGCUCGGUAAGAAGUACCAUAAGAGUGAUUAUAAUUCCGAGUUUGAAAUAGAGGAUCACACAGCAAAAGAAUAUUUUUGUUUGCCCAAUGCAAAUCCGUUUAUUGCCAACGAUUUUAGUAUUUGGAUGCCCUUGAAGAUGAGAGUUUUCCAGAAGGUUGUGAGACAAGAAAUCUACGCAGCGUUAACAUGUGGGUAUGAUUAUUCAUUAAGCUUCGACGAAAAUGGGUUUGAAAUAUUUUUAUACGGAUUCAAUGAUAAAUUAAUAUUGUUAUUGGAAUCUGUACUGGAAUGUGUUAAAAAAUCUGGAAGUAUAUCUGAUUUGAUAUCGGAUGAAGAAUUUGAGGAAUUUUUUGAAAGCGCUAUCUCCAAAACUGAUUUGGAAAACAAACCGUUUAAAUUAUGUUAUCAAAUGAUUCAAAAAGUUAUUUUUACCCCUAGUUGGAGCUAUUUUGAUAAGUUAUCCGUAGACAAGACAGACGAACCGUUGACAAGAAGUCACUUGGAUUCAUUUGCAAAAACGUUCUUGCAGACAAGUACUUUGAAGUGUUUUAUUAAUGGGAAUAUAUCUAAAGAGCAAGCAAUGCUAAUGAUGACAAAAACAUAA